Messenger RNA from Mya arenaria, 1368 nucleotides. RefSeq lists its product as uncharacterized. The record is from RefSeq and is a predicted model, not a curated record. Bases 1 to 1218 code for a protein of 405 amino acids. The transcript is spliced from 3 exons. NCBI's taxonomy places the organism in Eukaryota, Metazoa, Mollusca, Bivalvia, Myida, Myidae.
AUGUUAACACAUGUCCAAGGAAAGAACAGAGAACAUAGAGCGGUCAAAUUGCUUCCAAUUAUUUCGACUGCCGUUGAAAUUGUGGAUGCGAUUUAUGAUAUCUUUUCGCCUGAGCCCCGCGUCGUUUCUCCCAAAGAUUUAAGGAUAACAAAAAGGGAAAUAAUAUCAUCGUUUUCUGACAAACUUGAUGUUGUCCAAGCACAGCUGUACGGAACAAUUAGGGAGACUCUGUCACUAUCUAAAAUCGACGAGAUCAACUAUAGAGUACAAAGUGUUUUGCUCGAUUUGAGAGAUUAUCUUUUAGUGAAUGGCAGUGAAAGGAUCACCAAAAAGGACGAAUUUGAAAGCCAAGCUGCGCUUAGAAUCGCAGAUAUUCGAAGUCUUCCAUCGCGAUUAGAAAAGUCCCUUACGACCGCUGACAAAUCACUGCUGGAACUGAUGGCUGCUAAUUCGAAAUGCAACAUGUCUGGAAUAAACGAAUUUAAAAACUUUUAUCUCAAUCUUACAGAAACGGCUAUAAUAGUCGACCUUUCCUACAAAAAGCUUAAACAAAACAGUUCUCUCAAAACGGAAUCAGAAUGGUGGAAUGGUCAACUUCUACAAAUGACCAAAAGUUUUGAAAACGAAGAUAAAGCAUGUAAAAGCAAAUUCCUCUCACUGUUGGAAAGCGAUUUAAAGACAAUUGAUGGUGCCGAAGAGCUAUCAACUAAUGUACAUCAGAAGUAUAUUUGGUAUAUUAUUGAUAUAUUCAUCCUACAACAAAAUGGUGAUGGCGAAGAAAUCUACAUCGACGGCAACGCCUCAACAAUGCUGACUUUAGGCGUGAACGGUCUUCGCAAAUAUGCCCUGUAUAUAGAUAAACAAACGAGAUUCAACACAAUCAAGUGCCUAUUAUUGAAGACAAACGCCCGAUCGCCUUCAGUUGACGCUUUCAUUCUUGAUAUUGACACCCCUGUACCGGGUUAUGUUUCCACAAUUGAAGGAAGUUCCAAAAAGACCACAUUCUUCUAUGAUGAAACUGAUUCGUCAAAGUCAUGUCAUCCAACUACGAUCCCAGAUAUCGUGAUAAUAGAUCAGGUCGAAAUUGGGGCAAUUGAUGGAUUGGGCACGGGAGCCAUUGUUGGUAUCGCUAUUGGUUCAGUUACUGGAUUUAUUGCUCUGGUUGCCGUUCUUUGUUGGUGUUGUCGUAGAAAUAAAUGGCGUUAUAGACGGCCAUAGUGAAUAUAGAAUAUGGACGAAAAUUGAACAUGUUUCAAUAAACGAAUUAGCUCAAAUAAUGUAACAAAUUGAAUAAGUAACACUUUGUGCUGUUCAUCUUUUAAAUAAACUCAAACGUGUGAAUUCAUCUACAUGAAGCAGACGGACGGA